Molecule: messenger RNA, 1633 nt
Organism: Dendrobium catenatum
Lineage: Eukaryota; Viridiplantae; Streptophyta; Magnoliopsida; Asparagales; Orchidaceae
Product: UDP-glycosyltransferase 73E1-like
Exons: 1
Coding region: 62-1600 (512 amino acids)
Molecular function (GO): UDP-glycosyltransferase activity
Source: RefSeq, a predicted model, not a curated record
CUGCACUCUUUAAAUUUCCUACGAGUAGAGCAAAAGCAUUUCAUCAUCCAGUCCAGCCACGAUGAGCUCUGAAGAUGUUAAGUGCAGCUCAAAAACAAAGCCCCUCCACUUUCUUCUUAUCCCUUUGAUGCAACAAGGUCAUAUGAUCCCCAUGGUCGAUCUAGCUAGACUACUUGCAGCCCAUGACGCCCUCGUUACUUUUGCCACUACGCCGGUCAACUUAAAUCGCAUCCGUCCCAUCAUCGAUCAAGCCACCGCCUCCAGCCUACCUAUUCGCUUCGUUGAACUCCGCUUCCCAGUUGUUGAUGUUGGCCUCCCUGAAGGUUGCGAAAGUGUUGACCUCCUCCCCUCCGUGGAUCUUAUACUCCCUUUUCUGAAUGCUCUAUCCCUCCUCCGCGACCCGCUUGAGGCCUACCUACGCAUUCCAGACAAGGCUGGAUGGCCCAAGCCUGCUUGUCUCAUCUCUGACAACCUCCAACAUUGGACUGUUGAUGUCGCGCAGUCCCUCAACAUUCCCCGUCUCAUCUUCCAUGGCCCAUCUUGUUUCUUCAUCUUGUGCGAUCUCCUCAUCAAUCGACACAGAGCUGAGCUUGAGGCUGCAGUGGCGGCAGCGUCAGAUGGGUUCACCAUGCUUCAGGGCCUCCCACAUCCCAUUCGAAUAAGUAAGCACGAGGUGAUCACGCUCUCGCCCUCAGACCCUGACAAGUCCAAAUACAUGGAAACAAUUCGAUCGGCAGAAGAAUUUGCCGACGGUGUGCUUGUCAACAGCUUCAUGGAGCUUGAGCCUUGGUACUUUGAGAGGUACCGUAAGGAAAAGAGCAAGUCAGUGUGGCCUGUAGGGCCGCUCUCACUCUAUAAAGAAGAGCUUGAUGUCAAGGCGGCACGUGGGAGGGCUUCAUCUAUUGAUAACAAUAUCCUCUUCCAAUGGCUAGAUAGGCAAGAGAUUGGUUCAGUGGUGCUUGUGAGCUUUGGAAGCAUCAUAUGCAACACAAUGGCACAACUCAUUGAGCUGGGUCACGGGCUGGAAGCAUCCGGGCGACCAUUCAUUUGGGUGGUGAAGGAAGUGGUGGACAAGAAAGUCCCUGGGGCGGAGGAGUGGAUAACGGAGUUUGAGAAAAGGGUGGAGCGGAGGGGAAUGAUAAUAAGGGGGUGGGCGCCGCAGGCUGUGAUAUUGGGGCAUGUGGCGGUGGGUGGAUUUGUGACACAUUGCGGGUGGAACUCGAUAUUGGAGGCAUUGACGACGGGGGUGGUUAUGGCAACAUGGCCGCAUAUAUAUGACCAGUUCUUGAAUGAGCGAUUGGUAGUGGAGGUGUUUAAGAGUGGGGUGGCUGUUGGAAUCGAACCAACAGAUUAUUUAGAUGUAGAGAAUCGUACUGAAGUGGAGGUGAAAGUGAGGAGGGAGGAGGUUGAGAGGGUUGUGGAGAAUUUGAUGGGGGGCGGAGAGGCGGGGGAAGAGAGAAGGCAGAGAGCAAGGGAGCUUGGCAAGCAAGCAAGGGCAGCCAUGGAGGAAGGGGGGUCUUCAUGGAAGGGAUUGCAAGAUGUAAUCAACUAUGUAUCAGAACAUCAGAGAAAGUACCAAGAGGCAAACAUUUCAUGCUAAUAAAUUUUUAAAAGAAACUUCUUUUCAUGGCUA